Tribolium madens (black flour beetle) is the source of this 3162-nucleotide messenger RNA. Its product is annotated as actin-binding LIM protein 1. Gene Ontology annotation, biological process: cytoskeleton organization; lamellipodium assembly. Gene Ontology annotation, molecular function: actin filament binding. Lineage: Eukaryota; Metazoa; Arthropoda; Insecta; Coleoptera; Tenebrionidae. The transcript is spliced from 14 exons. Gene Ontology annotation, cellular component: actin cytoskeleton. The record is from RefSeq and is a predicted model, not a curated record. The coding region runs from base 98 to 2518 and encodes 806 amino acids.
AUCGGGGCUUCAGUCGGUGCUUUUGCUUUCAGUAGAGAGCUUCCUGCUGAUCGGAGUGCUCGAGAAAUUGUUACAUGUGUAAUUAGUGUUUAAAAAUAUGAAAAGCAAAAAUAAAAAUGACGGCAAAAUCGGCAGUGAGCAGCUGAUCUUGGCCGAAAAGCCUCCCCUUGAUAAGAAAAAAUUAGCCGCUCUGGAGAAAGAGCGGCUCAAAGCCGAAAAGAAAUUGAAAAAAGGUAAAACUCUUUGCCAGGCAUGCAAAAAGAAGUGUUCCGGUGAAGUCCUCCGCGUCCAAGACAAGUACUUCCACACGCAAUGCUUCAAAUGCAAAGUGUGUGGAAACUCGUUGGCCCAAGGUGGAUUUUUCUCCAAAGAUGGUGCUUAUUUUUGUACGGCUGAUUACCAGAGGAAUUUUGGUACGAAAUGUGCCACUUGUCACGAUUACGUCGAGGGAGAGGUUGUGACGGCGCUGGGGAAGACUUACCACAAGAAGUGUUUCACGUGUGAUCGAUGCAGACAGCCGCCACCUGAUGAAAAAGUUACCUACACGGGGAAAGAGAUACUUUGCCAAAAAUGUGUUCAGAUUCCGGUUAGGGACGGGACGCCUAAAACUAGCCCCACCAAUAAUAAUGCCAAUGAAUGCGCCGGAUGCGGCAAAGAACUGAACGAAGGACAAGCUCUGGUCGCUUUAGACCAACAAUGGCACAUAUGGUGUUUCAAGUGUGGCACUUGUGGUGUCGUUUUACACGGGGAGUAUAUGGGAAGAAAUGGACAGCCUUAUUGCGAGAGGGAUUACCAAAAACAAUUCGGGAUUAAGUGUGCUUAUUGUAGCAGAUAUAUCAGUGGAAAGGUGCUUCAGGCUGGUGAUAACCACCACUUCCACCCGACUUGCGCCCGCUGCACGAAAUGCGGGGACCCUUUCGGCGACGGCGAGGAGAUGUACCUCCAAGGGGGCGCCAUUUGGCACCCGCGAUGCGGCCCCGGUCCCACCGAAAACGGCCAAAUUUUGAACGGUUCAGGUGAGCCAAACGGCCACUGCACCGACACCGACGCUUCUGUUAGAGAAUUCGACAGGAUGAGUAGUUCCGGAGUGAGCGAAAUGCAGUUCUCCAUGCGCUCUCGCACCCCUAGCUUGAACGGUUCGUUAUACAGUCCCACAAGCAUGUCUAGAAAGCAUUUCAGUUACCGAACACCAUCGCCCGGCUUGAUAUUAAGAGAACAUAACAAAUCAGCGACUCUAGCCGACGAUAUUUCCAGAAUUUACACUUAUAGUUACCUUACGGAAGAACCGACUUUAGGGUAUUUACGCAGACCGAUUGAUCCCUACGACAAAGCUCCAACUUCGCCACAUUUCCAUAGACCGACUUCCCAAAAUUCAUUAAGGGGAAGUCAAAGUGGUCGAAAAAGUCACGGUUCAAGGUCAGCAAUGAAAGUUUUAGUCGAUUCAAUUAGAAGUGAAACACCGAGGCCUAAAUCGCCGCAUAUGAAUAACGAAGAGCCAAUAGAAUUAGCCCAUUUCCCGGAUGCCAAACCGCCAAAACCCGGGGAACCACCGAAAAUCGAGAGGGACGAUUUUCCGGCACCACCCUACCCCUACACCGACCCUGAACGUCGGAAAAGAUGGUCCGAUUCGUACAAAGGUGUGCCGGACUCGGACGAGGACGAAGUUGACUCUGCCGCCCCAAAAAUCGAAGACCUGAAACUGAAGAAGGAAGAAGAAGAGCUAAGCAAAAUAUCCAGCGGCAUCGGAAAAGUGUUUCUCAAAGACGUCAAAGACCGCGAGAAAUUGCGCCAAUGGAAGGCCGCCCAUUUAGACCCGCGGAACGCCUCCAGAACACCAUCAGCGAACAAAGAACCAUCGUACAGAUUGAGAUAUGACAACCCGAUUGGUGCAAGUCCUUCGCGGAAUAUGGACCAUCCAAAACCCUUCGACGAGGACGACUAUGACCGGUCAUACAGCGGCAGGUCAUCGGUGGGACGCUCCAUAAAUUAUAACGUUGUGAGCGCUCUGCGACAUGUUCCUAAGCCGGGUUAUGGUUUGGCGCCUCGAUCUCAUACAUUCAGUUCAUCGGCGGGUAGUUAUCCGCAGAUUCCUGGUGAUUAUUCGUUUAGCGGGAUGGGUGCAAAAACCCAUAGCACUGACUUCAGUUGUGGAAAAUCUGACAUUUCCACUGGAUCCAUCACGGAUGUUGAAAGACGUGCUCUGAAUUCCGAAAUGCCCGUCUCGGCGACUUACAUGGGCGGCCUGGGGCGCUACCCGGGCGGGUACUCAUCACAAGUGCGACGGUCCCUUCCAAACAUGGCCCACACAAUGCUGAUAAACGAGCCGGCCAAAAUCUACCCUUACCACUUGCUUGUGAUCACUAAUUACAGACUGCCUUCUGAUGUCGACAGAUGUAAUCUUGAGCGACAUCUGUCGGAUGCUGAAUUCGAAGCAAUUUUCCAAGUCGCGCGGACCGAUUUUUACCGACUACCCCAAUGGCGCAGAAAUGAACUAAAACGUAGAGCUCGCUUGUUUUAAACUCUUAAUGUGCUACUAGAUGCUGCUUGAGUGCUAAAUCACCACGCUAAAGGCUGCUAUACACUGCGAUGUGUAACUUUUGGUUUUCUUUGAAUGUUCCUUUAAUUUACCGACUGGAUCAUUCUUCGCCAUAGUUUAAGUUGACAAGGUUUCUAUGAAAAGUGCUAGAGUAGCUCUCGGUUUUUUUACGGAUUUUAUUCCAUAGUAGAUAAAAACAAUAUUUUUCUACUUAUUUGAAUUUGUUAUAAUCUGUAUUUCUAUUGGUGGUAAUCUUGAAGGAUUAAACAAUUUUUAAUCAUAGGACAAAUUGGCUAUAUUCAGAGAUUGAUAUUUUUUCUAUAGGAUAAGUGUAUAAUUAAGUAGUGCUAAGAUAGUUAAAAAUUAUUUAUAAAAAAUGGCAUUUAGAUUGCUUUAAUUAUUGCUUUGGGCUAGUCGUAUAAUCUUUUGUACAAUUUGUUAGUGCUGUCAAGGACUUUGUGGUACCUUUUUAUUUCUGGUAAAUUGUUUUAAGCCUAAAUUCAUUUUCAAUGAGUGUUUCAAUUUGUUACAAGCUAUUUAUUUCUCCUAAAAUAACGAUUUUAAAGCUUUAGGUAUCUAAGAUUUGUUGAUAAUUGCUCUGAUAAAUAAAAAACUUUUAAAUAUGA